Hordeum vulgare subsp. vulgare (domesticated barley) is the source of this 1479-nucleotide messenger RNA. RefSeq names its product GDP-fucose transporter 1. The transcript has 2 exons. The record is from RefSeq and is a predicted model, not a curated record. Gene Ontology annotation, cellular component: Golgi apparatus. NCBI's taxonomy places the organism in Eukaryota, Viridiplantae, Streptophyta, Magnoliopsida, Poales, Poaceae. The coding region runs from base 182 to 1195 and encodes 337 amino acids. Gene Ontology annotation, molecular function: antiporter activity; GDP-fucose transmembrane transporter activity.
CUUCUCCUUCUUCUUCUUCCCCUGACGUAUAAAUCCCUCUCGGCCACACACACACACACCCACACCCACACCCACACACCACAAACGCGCGACGCAUUGCGGGCUUCGCACAAGCCCGGAGGCAAGGCAAGGGUGGAUGCUGCCGCGCGUCCUCACCUCUCCCCGCGAAUAAUCUGGUCUCAUGGCGAAGCAACACUAUGCAACCAGCAGCCUUGUGAUAGGCUAUGCUUUGUGCUCGAGCUUGCUGGCGAUCAUUAACAAGUAUGCCGUCACAAAGUUCAAUUACCCUGGCCUCCUGACUGCGCUACAGUACUUGACAUCUGCUGCUGGUGUUUGGGCCCUUGGAAAGCUAGGUUUUCUCUGCCAUGACCCCUUCAACCUGGAGACUGCCAAAAAAUUUGCACCGGCUGCUGUUGUAUUCUACCUCGCCAUAUUUACAAACACAAACCUCCUUGUUCAUGCCAAUGUGGACACGUUUAUAGUUUUCAGAUCCUUGACUCCGCUUCUGGUUGCUAUUGCUGACACAACCUUCCGGAAGCAACCAUGCCCUUCCAAGCUCACAUUCUCGUCCCUCGUAAUCAUAUUGGGAGGAGCAGUUGGCUAUGUGAUAACAGAUUCUGCAUUCAGCCUCACAGCAUACUCGUGGGCGCUUGCCUAUCUGGUGACAAUAACAGCCGAGAUGGUGUACAUCAAGCAUAUUGUGACGAAUCUGGGUCUAAACACAUGGGGUUUUGUGCUGUACAACAACCUUCUUUCGUUGAUGAUAUCCCCCAUCUUUUGGUUUUUGACAGGGGAGCACAAGUCAGUCUUCUCAGCAGUCGAAUCGCGGGGUGAGGGUUGGUUCCAGCUCGAUGCAUUUGUCGCGGUGGCAUUGUCAUGCUUGUUUGGGUUGCUCAUCAGCUUCUUUGGCUUCGCGGCUAGGAAAGCAAUCUCAGCCACGGCAUUCACGGUGACUGGGGUUGUGAACAAGUUCCUCACAGUGGCAAUCAAUGUGACGAUCUGGGACAAGCACGCCAGUGCAUUCGGUUUGGUUAGCCUGCUAUUCACUCUUGCUGGUGGGGUACUCUAUCAGCAAUCAGUUACUGCAAAAGGAAAUAUUGCAUCAGCACAGCAUGAAACAACAACAGAGCAACCUAAGGAUGAAAGUGCCAGUGCUGAGUAUGAUGAGGAGAAACAGGAGCUUAUUUCAUCUUGAGUGCCCCAGUGCAUGAAGAGUGACACUCUUAGCUUUAGAUCGACAGGUGUGUCCUUCAAUUCUGUUUAAUAGGCCCUUCGCAACAGAACCAUACAAUAGGCAGUGCCAGUGGUAGUACACAAUAUUUUCUUUACAACUAGAAGAAGGUCCUUUCUGUCCGUGGUACUCAUUUCUACUGGAAGAAAACUAGAUUAAAUUACUGUUUUUAUGGUAGGAAUGAUGCCUGUUGUAAACUUGUAACACAAUACCUAUAUGGACAUCUCAUAUUAUUCUUGAUUAUUAUA